Molecule: messenger RNA, 1407 nt
Organism: Elephantulus edwardii (Cape elephant shrew)
Lineage: Eukaryota; Metazoa; Chordata; Mammalia; Macroscelidea; Macroscelididae
Gene: TOM1L1
Product: target of myb1 (chicken)-like 1
Exons: 15
Coding region: 1-1407 (468 amino acids)
Biological process (GO): signal transduction
Cellular component (GO): endosome; membrane
Molecular function (GO): phosphatidylinositol binding; ubiquitin binding; clathrin binding
Source: RefSeq, a predicted model, not a curated record
AUGGCGUUUGGGAAGAAUCCCCGGGAUCCCUACGGGACCUCCGUGGGACACCUCAUAGAGAAGGCUACAUUUGCUGGAGUUCAGACUGAAGAGUGGGGCCAGUUUAUGCACAUAUGCGACAUAAUCAACACGACCCAGGAUGGGCCUAAAGAUGCAGUAAAAGCGUUGAAGAAAAGGAUUUCCAAAAACUACAACCAUAAGGAAAUCCAACUUACUCUGUCACUCAUAGACAUGUGCAUGCAGAAUUGUGGCCCAAGUUUCCAAUCUCUGAUUGUGAAGAAGGAUUUUGUGAAAGAUAGUCUAGUUAAGCUGUUGAAUCCCAGAUACAACUUGCCAUUAGAUAUUCAGAAUAAAAUCUUGAAUUUCAUUAAGACCUGGUCACAGGGUUUCCCAGGAGGCGUGGAUGUAAGUGAAGUGAAAGAAGUCUACCUUGACCUGCUUAAGAAAGGUGUACAGUUUCCUUCCUCAAAUGCAGAGGCUGAACCAAGACAAGACAGCUCAUCUCAUCCAACAACAUGUGUUCCUACUGCACCAGCUCUUUCUUCAGUGGUUGCUCCCAAGAGCUCAACCAUUACACUGGUCCCAGAACAGAUUGGAAAAUUACACAGUGAGUUGGAUAUGGUGAAAAUGAAUGUGAGAGUGAUGUCAGCCAUAUUAAUGGAGAACACCCCUGGAUCUGAAAACCGUGAAGACAUAGAGCUGCUGCAGAAACUUUAUAAGACGAGCCGAGAAAUGCAGGUGAGAAUCAUGGACCUGCUGGUGGUAGUGGAGAAUGAAGAUGUCACUGUUGAAUUAAUUCAAGUGAAUGAAGAUUUAAAUAAUGCCCUCCUUGGAUAUGAGAGGUUUACUCGAAACCAACAAAGGCUUUUGGAGCAAAAUAAAAAUCAGGAGGAAGCAACCAAUACUAGCAGCGAACCUUCUGCACCGUCCUCUGAUCUCCUGGACCUAAGCCCCAGCCCUCCGACUCCUAGAGCCACUCUGGGAGAACUCAACACCAUGAAUGCUCGGCUUUCAGACUUAAAUUUUAGAUCUCCAGUUCCUGCUGUGAACAAUUCUGUGAGGCCCAGCCAUUAUCCACAAAUGGACUUAUUAGCCUCAGAAAACACAGAAACACUCCUGUCUCCCCCGAGGACCAGCCAAAACCACCUCUCCAGCCCCACAUACGACAACUUUGCAGAAGAUUCAUACGCAGUAUUGCUACAGCCAAGCAUCCCAACGACAUGGGCAAACCAGACGCCACCAGCGUUGCCUAGCAACCAUCCAGCAAUGGCAAAGAAUGAUCUUCAGCCACCCAAUUACUACGAGGUGAUGGAGUUUGAUCCUUUAGCUCCUGCUGGCACUACAGAAGCUAUCUAUGAAGAAAUUGAUCCUCGUCACAAAAGAACUCAAAAUCACACUCACUGUUGA